UUCAAAUUUGGUUUUUUUAAUUUUUAACAAGCAGGCGUUGGUUUCUAAAGAAGAACAUAGGACGCACCUGACGAGGUAAGGUAGUUCUUCCUCCCUCAGCUUGUCUGGUUUGGUUUGGUGAAAGGAAGAGGAAAAGAAGAAAAUAGAAAAUGGCAGGUGCAGAAGGGUUCGUGGAAGCAGAUAAUGCAGAGGCCAUUAUCACCAGAAUUGAACACAAAUCCCGCAAGAUCGAAACUUUACUCAAACAGUAUAAACCUGUGGAAGCUCUUAAAACCGCCCUUGAAGGAACAUACGCCAUCAUUGGGGAUGAGCGUUGCAAGUCAGCACACUGGAUUGUGGUGCACAGAGCUAUAAUGGCUAUAAAAGAUGUGGAUGGGAUGCUUUCUUCGUUGGAUCCUGAGUACUAUGAUAUCCUAAUGAAGUACUUGUAUAGAGGCUUAGCCACCGGAGAUCGUCCCACAUGCGAUCAAUGUCUUCGGAUUCAUGAAAAAUUGACAGAGAAAGCAGGACUUGGUUGCAUCCUACGUUUCCUGACUGAUACUGUAAAUACAGUUUGAUUUCUGAACUA
Vigna radiata var. radiata (mung bean) is the source of this 568-nucleotide messenger RNA. RefSeq names its product actin-related protein 2/3 complex subunit 5A-like. Gene Ontology annotation, cellular component: actin cytoskeleton; cytoplasm; Arp2/3 protein complex. Gene Ontology annotation, biological process: Arp2/3 complex-mediated actin nucleation; regulation of actin filament polymerization. Gene Ontology annotation, molecular function: actin filament binding. The record is from RefSeq and is a predicted model, not a curated record. The coding region runs from base 150 to 557 and encodes 135 amino acids. The transcript is spliced from 4 exons. NCBI's taxonomy places the organism in Eukaryota, Viridiplantae, Streptophyta, Magnoliopsida, Fabales, Fabaceae.